AUGGGCCGCGUGGCAGACGCGGCCCGUCUGCCUCCCGUCCUCGGCUUCAUUGUCGCUGGCUUCUGCUCAAGACCCAUCACCGACUCCAUCACUGCGUCCGCCGCACCCUACAUACAGACGCUCGCUUUCCUCGUCGUCCUUGUCCGCGCCGGUCUUGAAAUCGAGCUCACUGACCUGAAUCGCGUCACGGUGCCGCUCGGCCUGCUGCCGGUGCUUGCAGAUGGAUCAGCAAUCAUGGCGACUGCGAUUGAAAGUGGCGUUCUCUGUUCACGCCCGUGGCUGCGAUCAGGCGCGGCUUACUUUCUGCUGCUCGCGCUGCUGCGGCAGCGCGGCGCGCUCGUGCACACGGCGGCGCCGCUCUACUUCUCCGCUCCGAUGGGCCUCGAUUGCGCGCGGCACGCGCGGCGGCUGCUCGAGGAGACUGCGGCGCACAAGCGCUCUCUCGUGCGGUACGGCGCAUACGCGCUGUCGGACGUGGUGGCGCUGCUCCGCUACCGGCCACUCGGCGCGGCGGCUCAGGCCGAGCUGAUGCCGGGCGUGUACUCGCUGAUCGGCAUGUGCACGCAGGUGGAGCUGCAGGAGCUGCACGCCAACUCGGACCCCGUCGGGAAGCGCAUCCUGGCCGACCUGCUCGAGGGGUACCAGACGUCGCACAAGUACCGCGGGUGA
This is a messenger RNA of Emiliania huxleyi CCMP1516, 669 nucleotides long. RefSeq lists its product as hypothetical. The transcript has 3 exons. Gene Ontology annotation, biological process: ribosome biogenesis. NCBI's taxonomy places the organism in Eukaryota, Haptophyta, Isochrysidales, Noelaerhabdaceae. Gene Ontology annotation, cellular component: nucleolus. The record is from RefSeq and is a predicted model, not a curated record. Bases 1 to 669 code for a protein of 222 amino acids.